This is a messenger RNA of Lingula anatina, 1499 nucleotides long. RefSeq names its product tyrosine kinase receptor Cad96Ca. Gene Ontology annotation, biological process: cell surface receptor protein tyrosine kinase signaling pathway; multicellular organism development; protein phosphorylation. Gene Ontology annotation, molecular function: transmembrane receptor protein tyrosine kinase activity; ATP binding. NCBI's taxonomy places the organism in Eukaryota, Metazoa, Brachiopoda, Lingulata, Lingulida, Lingulidae. The record is from RefSeq and is a predicted model, not a curated record. Gene Ontology annotation, cellular component: signaling receptor complex; plasma membrane.
CCAAAAUAUGUUCAUCAUUGCAAAAAUAGUAAUACAAAAUUAAAUGUGCGCCAGGCUAAGAUGGCGUUCCACAUGAGAACUUCCAUAUUAAUUUUAGGGGUCAUCAUAUUGAUAACCCCUGCCUGUGGAAUUAUGGAAGUAUUAGUGCCAGAAAAUGCACCCUCUUUGCAAAUGAUAGACGAAGGCGAUCCGUUUUCAAUUUGGUGCAAUUUUUCCAUGGCGCUUUCUACUGGGUUUACUGUCAUCUGGAAGAAAGUUAAUCCGCUGAACAGUACAGAUAUCCGGCCCAUCUACAUGUUACUGUUAGCUGGAAUGAAAAUAGCUAAACCUAUGAAUGAGUUUAUCGGAAGAAACAUUUCAGUGACAUAUACUUUGAACCCAAACUAUCUAUUCACCAUAAACUGUCUGAUACGAAUAUAUAAUGCCAGCUACUGGGACGGAGGCAACUACACAUGCUCUGUUAAACUCAUUGGCGUAGGAGUGUCUGCCACCUCAGAGGAAUAUCAGACUGUUCGGGUGAUAGUUAAUUCCACCAGAAUAGUUCCAAAAAGCCAAGAAAAAUUUGGAUAUUUUACAUUUUGGCCCAUAUUGCUGUUGGCUGCUGCUCUUUUCCUGGGAUUUCUUAUCAUUGUAGUCAUCGUAUACAACCGAAGGAAAGUGGCCUUUAGAGCGGUUCACCUGCCAAGGCAAAAUACUCCGACAAACAUACGCCGAAGACGUGAUGUUCGACGUCCUGGAAAGACAUUUAAGUUGCCUAUUAUAAGAUUUAUAAAUCGAUUUAGAAAGGGCAACACAGACGAUUACCACAUGUACGAAGUACCUGAGAGGGUAGAAGAGAACCAGCGAAACACAUAUAUUACUUUAAACGAAUCAGCUCAAGAACUCAAUCUCAACGACAUAGAACUAUUACAGAACAUAGGACAUGGUCACUUUGGCGAGGUCUUCAAAGCCAUUUUAAAAACCACUAAUGCUGCCGUUGCUGUAAAGCUGUUGAAAGAACAGUACACAGAAGUUGACAAAAGAGACUUCUUCAGAGAAAUAGAUACCAUGCAGUUAGUGCCUCAGCACGAAAAUAUGGUUGUCAUGUUGGGAUUCUGUAAAUCAGCAGUCCGUGCGUUCCUUGUGUUAGAGUACCUUGGCAAUGGUAACCUUAAGACAUAUCUCCAUAAAAGCCGCAGUCACAACACCUAUAGUAAUCUGCAUGGUGGAAGUAGUGAAUUGACGUCACGGAAUAUAUUGUCAUAUGCUCUAGAUUCUGCCAAAGGAAUGGCUCACAUAUCUAGAUAUAAGGUUGGUCAACUCUAUGGCAGUUGCAGAAUAGGCAGUGCAAUAAUGUGUGAAGUAAUAUAAUGUUGAUGUAAUGAUAUGUGAAUAAGAUUAAGUACGAUAUACUAAGUGAACGCUUUAGCACAAUAGAGUUAAUUGAAAAAGUGUGUAAAAAAGCUACUGUAAAAUGAGACGAACUCAUUUAGUAUUUCUUAAAAUCUGUUCGAGAAAAA